Messenger RNA from Tetrahymena thermophila SB210, 417 nucleotides. RefSeq names its product transmembrane protein, putative. Lineage: Eukaryota; Ciliophora; Oligohymenophorea; Hymenostomatida; Tetrahymenidae. The record is from RefSeq and is a predicted model, not a curated record. The transcript has a single exon.
AUGAAUUUUGUGAAAUUUCACUAUUCUCAAAGCAACAUUGAUAUCUCUUUGUUUAAAUACACUCUAUUAAUAUCUAAUAUUUUUAAUUUUAAUCUCUCUUUUCUUAUUAUAACACCCAAUAUGUUAAAAGAGGAUUGUAUAGUCUUAAUUACUUUCAUUUAUAUUUGUAUAAAGCCAAAAAGAAACAUUUUGCCCAAUUUUACUAAAAUCAAAUUAAUUUAUAUUAGUUAAGUAUUGGUAUUUUCUUUACUCUUGAUAUUAUUAUUUAUAGAAUUAAUACAAUUUUAGUUAAUACUCAUUUAGAUCUUAUUAAUAUUAAUUGUUUAGAUUUGCUAUUUCUUGUUAGUUAGUUAAUAUUUUAUCUGGUUUUUAUGGUUCAACUGCAUCAAAAGCUAGUUAAAAGUAAAUUUGUUUUGA